AUGUGCGUGUCCGCCCUCGCUCUCCAGGUCCUUGCAAUAGCCACGAGCACUACAUCUCCUGAAGCACCCUCCUCACCAGGUGUCAUGUUCAUCUCUCUGCUGGUUAUCAUCGUACUGUCAGUGGCACUGGCUGUGGGGCUGCCUGGCAACAGCUUUGUGGUGUGGAGCAUCCUGGUAAAGAUGCGGAAGCGCUCUGUCACUGCCCUGCUGGUGCUACACUUGGCCCUGGCCGACUUGCCCGUAUUGCUCACUGCCCCCUUCUUCCUCUACUACACGGCCCAAGGCACCUGGACUUUUGGACUGGCUGGCUGCCGCCUGUUCCACUAUGUCUGCGGAGUCAGCAUGUAUGCCAGCAUCCUGCUUAUCACGGCCAUGAGCCUGGACCGCUCGCUGGCGGUGGCCCUCCCCUCUGCGUCCCAGAAUCGCACCAAGACAGUUGCCUGGCGGGCGCUAGGAGGCAUCUGGGUGGUGUCUGUCCGGCUGGCCACGCCCGUCAUCUUGUACCGCAAGGUGACGCUGGGACCGGACAACAGGAGCCUGGUCUGCUUACCGAAGUACCCCAGCGAAGCACAUAGGGCUUUCCAUCUGUUCUUCGAGGUGGUCACCGGCUUCCUGCUGCCCUUCCUGGCCGUGGUGGCCAGCUACUCCGACAUCUGGCGCCGGCUGCGGGUCCGGCGCUUCCGCCGCAGGCGCUGCACCGGGCGGCUGCUGGCCUUUAUCAUCCUGGCCUUCGCUGCCUUCUGGCUGCCCUACCACGUGGUGGACCUGGCCGAGGCGGUACGCGCGCUGGCGGGCAAGACAAUGGGGUCCGGGCCCGAGAGUCAGCGGCUGCACCUGGCCCAAGCGCUCAUAACGCUGGCCUUCCUGAGCAGCAGCGUGAACCCCGUGCUGUACGCAUGCGCCGCCGGCGGCCUGCUGCGCUCGGCCGGCAUGGCCCUCGUCGCCAAGCUGUUGGAGGGCACUGGGUCCGAGGCGUCCAGCAGCCGCCGCGGGGGCACCCUGGCCCAGACGGUGAGGGGCGCCCCCGCCUCUCCCGAACCUGGUCCCGCCGAGAGCCUCACUGCCUCCACCAACCCUCUGGAGCGAAGCGAAGUCAACUAG
Messenger RNA from Eubalaena glacialis (North Atlantic right whale), 1101 nucleotides. It is a transcript of the gene LTB4R, whose product is annotated as leukotriene B4 receptor. Gene Ontology annotation, molecular function: complement receptor activity; leukotriene receptor activity. NCBI's taxonomy places the organism in Eukaryota, Metazoa, Chordata, Mammalia, Artiodactyla, Balaenidae. Gene Ontology annotation, cellular component: plasma membrane. The record is from RefSeq and is a predicted model, not a curated record. Gene Ontology annotation, biological process: inflammatory response; positive regulation of cytosolic calcium ion concentration; phospholipase C-activating G protein-coupled receptor signaling pathway.